Molecule: messenger RNA, 3337 nt
Organism: Maniola jurtina (meadow brown)
Lineage: Eukaryota; Metazoa; Arthropoda; Insecta; Lepidoptera; Nymphalidae
Gene: Incenp
Product: titin homolog
Exons: 24
Coding region: 111-3194 (1027 amino acids)
Source: RefSeq, a predicted model, not a curated record
UAUUACUGAAUUUCAAUUUCAAACGGUUUUCGAAUUGGUUGUUUUCGUUGUUUUAGAGCGUUUUUCAAAUGUACAAAACUCGAUAAAAGUGAAGACUUUUUCUAAUAAUUAUGCUUAAUUUUAAUGAAUUUCUUUCGAAAGUCAUUGCAAUAACAAAUUGUUAUACAAAUACUAAGAAAGAUGACUUCAAGGCGAUGUUUCAGUCUUUUGAUAAGUUGGAGGGAGAGUUACAAAAUAACCAGGCACAAGCCCGGGAGAAAGUUCAAAAGGACAAGAAUGCUGUAACAACCCUUCAGAGUAUACACGAGGACGACACUGAAUCACCUAAGUCACAAGAGGACCAAUGUAAACAAUCAGGUGACGAUGAGAGGACGUCAAGUGAGAGUGGUGAGCGUAGAAGAUCCCAGAAGCGCAGCAAACAUGAGGUGGAAGGGUUAGAAAGUCCUGAGCAAGAGAAACGGCAGAAGAGAAAUGCUAGUGUUAAAGCACAGAGCAUUAUUAGUAAACAGGUGAAUAUGAACUUAACGCAAAAACUCCGUCGCGAUAUGUCUUUGGAGAAGGGCAGACAACGCCGCGGAAAAGAAGAUGAUAAGGAGAAUUUGGUGCCCCCACCUAUUGUGAAAGUAAAACAGGAGAAGAUAUCUCUCCCGCCGGAGCCUGAGCCCGAGGCAAUGGAAGUGCUGGCGUCAGAGACGCCGGUGAUCGCUAAAAUUCCUAUCAAAAAGGAACCCAGCGAGGACGAUAUAGCCAUGCCGCCGCCUGCCGCGCCCAAACCCAAGUCUCGCAAGGUACAAAAGGAGAAAUCUGAGGAAUCUGAUGAUGACGCCUCUAGCUCCUCCACCUCGAGCCGCACGUCUCAGCGCAGCCGACGGACGCGCAAGCAGACGGACACUGUGCCCGCGCAGACUGCGGCAUCAAGUCGAGCGACGCGGGCGAGCUCUCGCUCGACGAAGACGGACAGUGAGGACCCGCUGCUGCCAGAGAUAAAGCCCAAACGAACCAGAGCUAAAAAGGCGGCUGAAGAAACAAAUAUUGACGCAGAGAAAGAAACCUCAGCGCCAGUAGAAAAUGAAACAGUAGCGUCGAGCAGAGCGCGGCGGGCGAGCCCGCUUACAAACAAACAGACGGACAUUGAGGAUCUGCCGGCACCAGAGACUAGACCCAAACGGACCAGGGCUAAAAAGGCGGCAGAGGCGACAAAUACUGACACGGAGAAAGACACUCAAGCGCCGCCGGUAGAAAAUGGAACUGCUUCGCCAGCUGAGAAACCGAGACCAAAACGCACUAGAAGGGCACAGAAAGCUGCGGAUAAAGAAGCUGAAAAAUUAUCAGAAGUACAUCAAACUGAAUCUGAACCAGAGGAAAGAGAAUCAAAGCCAGUCAUACAGUCGCCUGUGUUACAAAUGAACUCCAAACAAAACAAGACUAAGCUACAGGAAACCAAACAGAACAGCCAAGAGAAAGAAACUACUAAUAAUAUUCCAAAUAAAAAUAUGACCAAAACUGUAAACAAUUGUGACACAAUAGAUACUAAAAAAAUACAAACCAAAAAUGUAAGUAAAAAACAUGAAGAUACACAAACUAAAAAUAAAAAAUAUAUAAAUGAAGAGGAUAAGAUUGAAGUGAAUAAUAAAAAGAUAAAAAACAAAAAUGAUCAAGAAAUCAAAGAUUUGAAUACCAAAAAUAAAAUAAACUCGAAUUUGAAAGAAAUAAACUCGAAUUUACAAGAAAUGAACUCAAAUUUGAAGCAAAUAAACUCGAAUUUGCGGGAAACGGUGAGUGAAGAUGUGACUGAUAAUAUAGAGUUUGAUAAAACUAGGGUUCUGAGUCUAAUGGAUGCGACUGUGACUAUAUCGAAGGAUUUGGAUCAAACUAUGGUUUUGACUAAUGGGGUUUAUAAUCAUGCCCCGGUCACACCUACAGCUGUGCAAGCACUGAAUGAGACAGUGGUGCUAGACAAGCCGCAGCAAAUGAAUGCAACUGUUGUACUAGAAAAAGAAGAUGUAAAGGCGCCAAAUAUAACGGAUGACAAUUCGCUUCUAACGGACGACAGUGAUGCAGUGAUAGAGACGCCACCAAAGAAACCACCAGCCGUGCAACCCACGUCUGCCGUGAAGGAGAAAGUACAACAGUUUGAAGAGAUGGCUGCCAGAGUCACGAGGACUAAGACGCGAGCCAUGGCAAAAAAGGAGGAGGUACCGGCACAGCAGACUCCCCCGGACAAGGUGUCCGCAGCAGUGCUCUCCAGCGAGACCCUGGCCAAGAUGAACUCCAUGAUAUUCAAUGGCAAAGCGCCAGUGGUAUCGAAGUCGGUGUCGAAGCCUCGCGCAAUGACGCCGUCCACCAAAUCUUCACAAGUUUCUGCUUCCGCGUCCAAACUGAGUGGCAUCAACAAGGCGCGCGAGGCGGACGAGAUGCGGCGCGAGCGAGAAGACGCACGCAAGAAGAAGGAAGCGCUGCUCGAGGCCAAGCGCGAGGCGCAGCGCAAAAAACGCGAAGACAAAAUGGCGGCUGCGGCGGCGGCGCGAGAGGCGGCUGAGAGAGAAAGGCGCGCGGCAAUGGAAGCGGCGAUGCGGGAGCGCAUGGAGAAGCAGGCGCACGCUGACUUGGGCAAGCUGGAGAGGCUCAAGGAGGUCGAGAGGAAAAAGCAAGAGACAGCUCGCAAAGUGGCGGAAACAGAAGAGAGGAGGAAGGCGGAGGAGCAAGCGAGACAGCAGAGGCUGGCGGACGAGCUCAAGAGGGCGGAAGAGGCUCGCCAGAAGCAGGUCGAAGAGAAUGCCACGAUGAAAAAAGAAGCGGAAAUAAUGCAGAAAGAGAUCGAGAGGAGACAGAGAGAGUUUAUAGAGCGGCAAAAAAUGAAACAGAGAAUAGAGGGAGAUAGGAUGCUGACGGCGCAGGCUAUGGAGCCGGCAUACAUGCAGGACGGUUUCCAGUACCUCAACUCUGACGAGGACGAAGACGAGAACGCUCCUGACGUACCCUCGCCCGCCUGGUCCGUCUCUAAGGCGCGUCGACUACAGCUGUGCAUACAAUCGCGUAUCUCCACCGCGCACGUGGACAAACUGUUCUCAGUGCGCGAGCACACUCCCGACCUGCGCGACAUCUUCCCCAACAUCGAGCGCGCGCGCCUCAAGCGGACGUCGUCGGCCGUGUGGCGCACGCCGCCCUCGCGCCUGCCCGUGCUCCGGGAGUGAACACCAGUGCACUGGCAAAGGGACAACUGAACUCAAGUCGCGGGCGGCGAACUGUAAAUACUGUUAUGUUAGUAUAAUUAGUACUUGUAUUAAUAUCAUGAAGUACACCUUGGCGUCUAAUAAACGUUUUGCUAGCGAUUUUA